Messenger RNA from Pelobates cultripes (western spadefoot toad), 5875 nucleotides. The record is from the annotation of a GenBank genome assembly. Lineage: Eukaryota; Metazoa; Chordata; Amphibia; Anura; Pelobatidae.
AUCAUUCCCCUUUUCUUCUCCAGUAUAUUCCAGUAUACCAGUGUAUCCAUCUACCUGGUUAAAGAUGCUUAAUAAUCCUAUAAAACCAGUUUUUCCUAUCUUAUAGGCAACAUGUCCAUUCAGAAGAUCCACGCCAGGGAGAUCCUGGAUUCCAGGGGAAACCCUACAGUAGAGGUUGACCUGUACACAGGCAAAGGUGGGUCAAUGUCCAGCUGGUAACACAUAGACUGGAAUUCUCAGUGUCUUGAUGUGACACAUAUGUUUUGCUUCCAGGUCUCUUCCGGGCGGCUGUGCCCAGUGGGGCGUCCACUGGAAUAUAUGAGGCUCUUGAGCUGAGGGAUGGAGACAAGAGCCGAUAUUUGGGCAAAGGUGAGACAAUUGUAUGGAGCCGAAUGUUUGGUAGCAUAACUGUGUGAUCUGAUAGAGGUUUGUUAUACAAGAGAUGGCUUGUUUUGGAAGUCCAUAUUAUGAGAUGUGAGCCAAUGUGGUCUCCAAGGAAGAGGGAUCAGACUCUUGUCAAUAUUCAAAUAGCAUAUCGUAAGGUUUUCUUUGUAGACAGAUCAUAAUACGAUGAUAUGAUGAAGAAACACAGGGACAGGGGGAAAGGGUCAUUCGAUGUCUGAGAUUCCUGAAUUGCCUUAUAACUGGGAAGUCCCAACACUGGUGGAACAAGGAUCUCUGUCAGGGGCGAGCAGGUUCAGCAUAAAACUAUCUAACUGAAAAUGAAACGUUUCAGGAUUUGGGGUAAAUGGUACAAUGAUGGGAGAAAUUUGUAAGUCAUGACCUGUGAGUCACUGGAACUAGAACAGUACUAGAUAACAUAUUUUGGGCUAUUAGCAGUAAGAGGAGAGUUGAGGUUGGUUUCUCUAGCUUGGCUGGACCACAUUCCACAUUCCCGAGGCUCAGAGGUGGAGCUGAUCCCUCUAGUUUCUCUGCGUAACUUGCUUAAGCAUGUUCUGGGCCCAUGAAACGUGAGGGAAUAUUUUGAACAAAUCACCUUUCUAGUGUAAAAAUGGGAUAUAAUAGAGUGGCAAUAUGAUACAACAAAAUGCCCAUAUUUUGUACAUGGAACAUGUGGUUAUAAUUUUUUUCAAAUUCUUAAAUAUUUUAUGUGUGAGCUGAGCCAUACUUGUGUAUCAUGAUUAAACUGUGGCUUUCAAGGUAACAUCAAUGACAUAAUUCACCAUCAUGAUGUACAAACACAACUCUCAAUACCUCGAGGAUGUCAGCGUUAUGACACUUUGACAUAAUAAUAUAUGUCAUCACCUGCCAGAUAGUGUGACAGGUGUGGCCCAGGGUCCACAUAGAGGCCAAUGUUCAGGUAAGGGUGGUCCUCUGAAGGCCCUAGAAUCUUGGUUAUAUUGUAUUUUCAGAGAUGAAACUGCUAUUCUGACCUGUCGUUAUUUUAAACUGGCAUUGGGAUUGCACCAUAGUUUUGUCAAGCAACUCUUGUUAGACCGGGGAGGUUAAAUGUGGUUCACCUAGUGACAGACAGAUUCAGGGUUAUAUCUGUGAAUCUCUUGGACUUUAACUGAUGACACUCUGAAGUUCUGGUCUAACGCUCUGCAAUCUGCCAUGUCUCAUAGGUGUUCUGAAGGCUGUGGAUCACAUCAACAAGACCAUUGUACCGGCUUUGCUGGAGAAGGUAUGAGGAUCGAUGAAGGUAUAAUAAUAUAAAUAGUGGUGAGUUAAUAAAUAAAUGUCUGACUUCUGCUCUAUCGUUUUAGAAACUUAGUGUUGUGGAACAAGAAAAGAUUGACAAAGUGAUGCUGGAACUUGAUGGGACAGAAAAUAAGUGUAAGUAGCAGAGCGGGAUACAGUCAUGAAUUGAAGAGAGGUGUAAUACUGCAUUUGUUGCUGUUGAUGUAUCUCUGCAGAAAAAUUCACACUGAUACAUUGUCCUCCUGCAGCUAAAUUUGGUGCUAAUGCCAUCCUGGGUGUUUCUCUGGCCGUGUGCAAGGCUGGUGCAGCAGAGAAAGGUGUCCCCUUGUACCGUCACAUCGCUGACCUGGCCGGAAACCCUGACCUCAUCCUUCCCGUCCCUGUGAGCAGUGCUUUAAAUAUACCUAGAUUAUCCUAUAACGCAGUGUUUCCCAACCCAGUCCUCAAGGCACACAUACCAGUCCAGGAUUUAGGGAUUACCCAGUUGUGUCUAAGGUGUUUUUACAAAGAAGAAAAAAAACACCUUAGACACAACUGGGUAAUCCCUAAAUCCUGGACUGGUAGGUGUGCCUUGAGGACUGGGUUGGGAAACACUGCUAUAACGGUGCCAUGUCCUUCCUCGACUCUUUCUGUUACUGUCCCUCCUCUGUUACUGUCCCUUCUCUUCAUUCUAUCACUAUUCCCUCACCUCCCUAUAUUUUAUUUAUUUAUAAAAUAUUUUAUUUAUAAAAUAUUUUACCAGGAAAGAUACAUUGAGAUUUCUCUCGUUUUCAAGUAUGUCCUGGGUCCACAAAUCAUUGCAUUGUUACAUUAGGUACAACAAAAUACAAAAACAAUAUUAAUACACAAUAUAUACAAAAAUUUAACAUAGAACAGGCAGGAAAUAUAUAAUCAACCAUGACACGUGCAUUCUGUUUUGAGGUAUGUAGAGAGGGAUCUCUUAAAAGACUUUAGGCUUAGGGAAGAUUUUAAAUUGUGCGGGAGGUCGUUCCACAAUUGCGGUGCUCUGUAGGAGAAGGAGGAUCGGGCCGCUUUCUUUUUGUAUUGAGGUAGACUAAGUAAAGUGCUUGUACUGGAUCGGAGGUUAUAGAAAGUGGGAACAGCUGGGGAAAGCAUUUUGUUCAGGUAGGGUGUGAGUUUCCCAGAAAAGCUCUUAAAAACAAGGCUGGAAAGAUGAAGGGUGCGUCUGGAUUCCAGCGACAGCCAGUUUAGUUCCUUUAGCAUGUCACAAUGAUGGGUCCUGUAAUUACAUUGUAGCACAAAUCUGCUAUUCAUUCUGUCAUUGUUCUCCUCUCCCCGUAUUCAUUCUGUCACUAUUUUCUCUCCUUUCUUUUUUUUAUUCUGUCACUGUUCCUUCUCCUUUGCUCCUAGUAUUGUCUCCUAUGUUAACAUCUUCACGGCCUUUGUCUCUCACCAGGCCUUUAAUGUCAUCAACGGGGGUUCACACGCAGGGAAUAAGCUGGCCAUGCAGGAGUUCAUGAUCCUUCCCGUGGGGGCCUCUACUUUCCGGGAGGCAAUGCGUAUUGGAGCAGAGGUCUACCACAACCUGAAAAAUGUCAUAAAGGCCAAAUAUGGAAAGGAUGCCACCAAUGUCGGUGAUGAAGGUGGAUUCGCUCCCAACAUUCUGGAGAACAAUGAAGGUAAGGAGGCCACUGUGAGAGAAUACUAAUAAUAUAAACAUGGACUAAAUAAAUAAUAAAUGGUGUAACAUCAAGUGCGCAGAUGGAUGAAUGUUGACUAAAUAAAGGAAUAUUACCUGCUGUACAGGUAAAUUAAUAUAUAUAAAAAGGGAAAAGUGAAACCUAUCUUGACCUAAGGUUGCUCUGCUGCUGCUGCUACCUCACACAUGCCUCUUUUUGUAAAAUAAGUCGGCAAUGAAUAAUAACUACUAUAAAACACUGAUCUACAGCCUUGGAGCUACUUAAAUCAGCUAUCGAGAAAGCUGGCUACACUGAUAAGAUUGUCAUUGGUAUGGACGUGGCUGCUUCAGAAUUCUACCGCAAUGGCAAAUACGACCUUGACUUCAAAUCCCCGGAUGACCCAACUCGUUACAUCUCAGGAGAGAAAUUGGGAGAUCUGUAUAAGAGCUUCAUUAAGUCAUACCCAGGUAUGUUGUUCAUGGUACUCAUAGAGUGAUGUUGAGCGAGAGAGACAGACGGAGGGUGUCCCUCCCAUACAGUACUUUAUUAUGAUGGUGUUUCCCCUUUCAGUGGUCUCCAUUGAAGAUCCAUUUGACCAGGACGACUGGGAAACUUGGAAGAGUUUCCAGAGCACAGUUGAUAUCCAGAUAGUUGGAGAUGAUUUAACUGUCACCAAUCCCAAGAGAAUCCAGCAGGCUGUGGAAAAGAAAGCAUGUAAUUGUCUGCUCCUGAAAGUCAACCAGAUUGGCUCAGUCACCGAGUCCAUCCAGGCGUAAGUACAAUAUCUGGACCUUGGUCACCCUGUGUCAACUCCAAUAAGGAAGCUGUAUUCAAGGCUGUGCAUAACUGGAUGUAUUGAUUAGAAAUUAGUCCCUUUUUCACUUUUAACUCACUUGAUCUGCUGUCGCUGGUGAUGUCUCUAGUGCACUAACCCCUACUUCCCCAUUGGCUGUGCUCUUUGGCAGAAUGAAUCUUUCUCUGUGUACAAGGGGCAAUUGAAUAACUGCCUCCUGCCAGCCAUCGUAGAGUUAGUUACCCAUAUGGACAUUAAUCUCAUGGUUCGGUCACCACAAUGAAUUGUUACAGAGGGAAAAAUAGAUAUAUUAUUUACAAAAAGUACUCUUGGUAUAGACAGCACAAUGCUGCCACACUUCUAAUUAUCUUCGGUUGUUUUGAGCAUGUUUCCUAGUCAGUACCCAAGUGCCCAUUGUUCAGGAUUACCCAGUAGUAAUACUCUCUUUUGGAGUAUUGUCGAGUACCGCCAAUAGCUAUGCAGUGAAUGUUCACACAAUCAGUAAUGUAUAUAAAACGGAAGAUGGAUUCCACCUGGAACUAUUGGUGCCACUGUUAGGCACGUUAUAAAAGUGGAUAUAAAUUGUACAUCUAGUGAUACCGAGUAUCUCUGCAGGUGUAAAUUGGCUCAGUCCAAUGGAUGGGGGGUUAUGGUGAGUCAUCGUUCUGGAGAGACUGAAGACACAUUUAUUGCCGACCUGGUGGUGGGACUGUGUACUGGACAGGUAAGAAAGGAGCAAUGAUGGAAAUAAAUGGGAAAAAGGAACUGAUUGACAAACUGGGAACAAACAAUAGGAGGGAGGAUAGCUACAAACAGAAAGGACAGCAAGGUUCGAAAGGAUAGGAGACAAUAGUGAAGGAGUAAGAGAGGUGGUAGAGUGGUGAAGAGUGAAUGAAGGAUGAUUUACAGAAUAACCUAAUAUAUAUAGGCAGCAUCUGGUUAUGAGUGCCGGGGGAAUGAAGGAUCAUGUGAAUGCGUGCGUUGGGAAGACAUGAUACAUUGGAAUGAUAAAGACUAAGCUCACCACUCCGUUCUCUUCACACAUGUUAUUUCUCUUCUGGACAGAUUAAGACAGGAGCUCCAUGUCGGUCAGAGAGACUUUCUAAAUACAACCAGCUCAUGAGGUAAGAAUAUCUAGUGUCUGAACAACUUCACUACAGCAAGGUGUGCAUCCUACAUACACUACACCAUGCCAUUCAUAAACACACAGAUACAGUGUCGAUAGCAACACACUGCUACACCAUGCCAUGCAUACAUAGAUACAGUGCAGACAGCAACACACUGCUGCACAAUGCCAUGCAUACACAGAUACAGUGCAGACAGCAAUACAACAAACCUAACACACUGCUACAUCAUACCAGGUACAUACAGCAUUAGUGCCAGCCUCUCCUGACAUACAUUGUACCAGACUCACCACUUCCUUUCCUCCCGCAGGAUUGAAGAGGAGCUCGGAGAUAAGGCUAAGUUUGCUGGUCGUAGCUUCAGAAACCCCCGUGCCAAGUAAACGCUGGCAGCAGCACCACAUCGAAGCUAUGUCUAUUCUAACUGAAGCCCAGAAUCCUUUGCAAUGCUCUUGCCAACAUUUAAAGAAGUCCAUUCCUGCAGUACUGUGCACACCAUCUGAUUAAAGGAUUUACCUGCCAGGGCUCGAUAACGUAGCCUUAAAUUGCACAACGUCAAAUGUUUGUAAGAAUCCUAUAAAUAUAUAUGUCACAACUGAACCCCAAGUUAAUUUUGGAAUCAACUGUAAAGAAUUAAAUCCUACAAAUAACCCUUUCUA